This is a messenger RNA of Capsella rubella, 1483 nucleotides long. RefSeq names its product putative PAP-specific phosphatase, mitochondrial. The transcript has 9 exons. Lineage: Eukaryota; Viridiplantae; Streptophyta; Magnoliopsida; Brassicales; Brassicaceae. The coding region runs from base 132 to 1325 and encodes 397 amino acids. Gene Ontology annotation, molecular function: 3'(2'),5'-bisphosphate nucleotidase activity. The record is from RefSeq and is a predicted model, not a curated record. Gene Ontology annotation, biological process: sulfate assimilation.
GUUAAUAUUAUUUGUCUUAUUUUAUUCCUGUUCACUAGUCGUUGAUAACGGAGCUGGAACGUUCCCUUCAUUUAUCUAACAAAACCGGUUCGAUUUCACCGGUUUACCUUCCGCCGUAGAUAUCAGCCGCAAUGCACAUCCUCGACGCCGGAGUUCGAUUCUCCGCCGUUAAAUUUACUCCGGUAUCCAAUCCUUCCUCUUCUCCUCUCCGCAGACGAUACUUCAUCGUAAGAGCUAAUCUUCCGUUUCCGAAGCAUCAAGCUAAGUAUCAUAAAGAGCUUGAGGUCGCCAUUGAUGCUGUUGAUAGAGCUUGUCGUCUCUGUGUUGAUGUAAAAAAAUCGCUUUUUUCAUCUAAAGAGAAGAUUGUUGAGAAGAAUGAUCAAACUCCAGUUACAAUUGCUGAUUUUGGAGUGCAAGCUUUAAUCAGCUUAGAGCUAUCGAAACUGUUUCCUUCAAUACCUUUGGUGGCUGAAGAGGACUCCCAUUUCGUGCGUGCUAAUAACCUUGUAAGCGCUGUGGUAAGUGAAGUCAAAUCAAAAGCAAGCAUUGCAGACAAUGAGUUGUCUGAUGCUGAUGUACUAGAAGCAAUUGACAGAGGUGGAAAAGAUGCUUACGCCUUUUGCAACAAACCAGCUACUUAUUGGGUUUUGGAUCCAAUUGAUGGCACAAGGGGUUUUCUUAAAGGAGGUGAGGGUUUAUAUGUGGUAGGAUUGGCCCUUGUCGUAGAUAAUGAAAUUGUGCUGGGAGUAAUGGGCUGUCCAAACUGGCCAGGAGAUUUAUCGAAUCAAUCCACUGGAACCGUAAUGGUCUCGCAUAUUGGCUGUGGAACGUGGACCAAGGGGUUACAAAAUAUCUCUGGCAAAGUAAGCGGUGACUGGACAAGGUGUUUUGUUGAUGCCUCCGUUUUAGUGAGCAAAGCAAGGUUUUGUAUACAAGAAAGCCAAACCUGGGAAACACUUCCUCUCUCUGAUUUCUUCGCUGCAAAAACAGUUUCAGAUGACUUAGAGCAUAAUGAUAUCAUUCUGGUGCCGACAUGUCAUGGAAGUUUGUGCAAGUAUAUGAUGGUGGCUUCUGGCAGAACAGCAGUUUUCCUUCUCCGAGACAAAACUGAGCGAACGAUAAAGGCUUGGGAUCAUGCUGUUGGGGUGAUAUGUGUUCAUGAAGCCGGAGGAAAGGUAACAGAUUGGGAAGGAGAUGAAAUCAAUUUGGAGGAAGAUCAAUCUGAAAGAAGGCUGAUUUUCCCGGCAGGUGGUGUUAUAGCAAGCAACGGGAAUUUACAUAAUCACCUUCUUGAGAUGCUCUCUUCUGCUUCACCAGCUCUUUGAUUCACAGCUACAACUUUUAUACACCUGUGAAAUUAUUUACAUAUGGUCCUAAGAUUAUUCUUAUUCUUACACAGCAGAUUAUUUAUACUCUGAGUAGAGAGAGACAGGUUUUUAAAUUUUUCAAUAUAUUUAUACAUACAAGUUAAAAUUUUUAUCCA